Messenger RNA from Cydia pomonella (codling moth), 5684 nucleotides. RefSeq lists its product as uncharacterized. The transcript is spliced from 15 exons. Gene Ontology annotation, molecular function: protein kinase activity; ATP binding. Bases 727 to 3216 code for a protein of 829 amino acids. NCBI's taxonomy places the organism in Eukaryota, Metazoa, Arthropoda, Insecta, Lepidoptera, Tortricidae. Gene Ontology annotation, biological process: protein phosphorylation. The record is from RefSeq and is a predicted model, not a curated record.
CGCCGUCCAUCACGAUGAUGGCUUAGUCGGACCGGGAAACUGAUUUCUCUUCAGGUGGCCGCUGAAGUGGAAAUUGUCCGCGUGGUUAUCGCCCCUGAAAACCGUUGGAUACUCGACUUCAGUGACGUGUACUUUUACUUUUUGAUCGUUUUGUACCGCCGCUUCGAAAACACUGGCUUGCACUUUCUCGCUUUACUGCUAAUGUUAACAUUUGCGUAAUGCGAUGUUCCACAAUCGCCAAGGUUCGUUGUACUUAUCGCGAAAUAUGUAAAACGGACCAUAAUACGGUGAUUCGUUGACCGAGAUUCUCCCAGAAAGUAAUUUGUAUAAUAGUUGGCCAAAUCACCUGGAGUUCAUUAGCGGCCUUUAUUGUUGGGACAAUUGUCCAUCAAAAACCAAUUAAUUCUUUACGCGUCUUGCCCGUGUCCGGUGGAGGUUGCUUUCGAGUGUUGUUGUUUUCGAGGUGUCUUUCUAUCGCGAACAGUGGCCUGGUUCACUCGUUGCCCUAUCGCCAAUUGAUGGUAGCCGAUUACUGUGCGUUAUCAUUUAAGUGUUGAUUUUAUAAAUGGAAUUGUGUUGCUCAAUUAUCAUCCAUUAGUGAUAACAAGCUAAAUGAAAUUUUAGGUUUUUAAAAUAGAUAUUAGUGUGAAUUCGUUGCCAGUGUGAUGAGGUGAUCUGUGUUUAGUGCUACCACUGUGCAAGUGAGACCUAGAAGUGUUUCUGAAUAUGUGGGGGGCGGCGGUAUCCAAUCCGCCGCAUUAUCAUUAUGUCCAGGGGCCGGGCGGGCCCAUACCUCAGGGUGGACCGAAUGGCCCCAUGCUGCUGGGGCCCAAUGGUUCCAUGAUGGCAGGCCCUAACGGACCAAUGUUAGGACCUAGGCAUUUGAGACCGCAAUCCUCAUACUCUCUACCUCAUGGCAGCAAUGGGCCUGGUCGGUGGGGUUGGUCGGGUAGUCAUGCCUCGUCCUUCGACCGCAGGCAACUAAAAGUGCCUCCCCAACCUGCUAGACCAGCGCCCGUGCGCCCUGCUCAGGCUAGGCAAGGAACUGCUAACAAUAAGGUCGAUCCCGAGCUGAUCUUCACGAAACAAGAGAAGAUCGGCAAGGGCUCAUUCGGCGAGGUGUUCAAAGGCGUCGACAACAGGACGCAGCAGGUGGUCGCCAUAAAAAUAAUUGACUUGGAAGAAGCCGAAGAUGAAAUCGAAGACAUACAGCAGGAAAUCAUGGUGCUGUCGCAGUGCGAUAGCCCGUACGUCACUAAAUACUAUGGAUCCUACUUGAAGGGAACGAAACUAUGGAUUAUAAUGGAAUAUCUCGGUGGCGGGUCGGCGCUAGACCUGAUGAAGGCGGGCAGCUUCGAGGAGAUGCACAUAGCAGUGAUCCUCCGUGAAGUGCUGCGGGGGCUAGACUACUUGCACUCGGAGCGCAAGUUGCACCGGGACAUCAAAGCGGCCAACGUGCUGCUGAGUGAGAUGGGCGAUGUCAAGCUGGCCGACUUCGGUGUCGCCGGCCAACUAACCAACACGACCAGCAAACGGAACACAUUCGUCGGUACGCCCUUCUGGAUGGCGCCCGAGGUCAUCAAACAGUCCUGUUACGACAGCAAAGCCGACAUCUGGUCGCUCGGCAUCACCGCCAUAGAACUGGCCAAGGGCGAACCCCCAAACUCCGAACUCCAUCCGAUGAGGGUGCUCUUCUUGAUCCCGAAAAACAAUCCGCCGCAGCUGACGGGUAGUUACUCUAAGUCGUUUAAGGAGUUCGUCGAAGCGUGCCUGAACAAGGACCCGGAAAAUAGGCCAACGGCAAAAGAGUUAUUAAAGUUCCAAUUCAUCAGAAAGGCUAAGAAGAACUCGUAUCUAAUGGACCUUAUAGAUAGGUAUAAGAAGUGGAAAGCGCAGCGGAGCGAGGAAAGCGAGACCGAAUCGGAAAAUUCAGAUUCAGAGGAGAGCCGCGCGGGGUCGGGCGAGGCGGACGAGCCGUGGAUCAUGACGGUGCGCGGCGGCGCGGCCGCGCGAGCCAUCCAGCACCCCGACCUCGACAACAAGCGCCGCCUCACAGCUAUCGACAGCAGAGAGAACGGUAUGUGUAGUAGUGUCCCCAGGUGUAGCAGGGAGGACACCCCGCCGGGUCGGGCGAGGCGGACGAGCCGUGGAUCAGGAGGACACCCCGCCGGGUCGGGCGAGGCGGACGAGCCGUGGAUCAUGACGGUGCGCGGCGGCGCGGCCGCGCGAGCCAUCCAGCACCCCGACCUCGACAACAAGCGCCGCCUCACCGCCAUCGACAGCAGAGAGAACGGACACCCCGCCGGGUCGGGCGAGGCGGACGAGCCGUGGAUCAUGACGGUGCGCGGCGGCGCGGCCGCGCGAGCCAUCCAGCACCCCGACCUCGACAACAAGCGCCGCCUCACAGCUAUCGACAGCAGAGAGAACGGUAUGUGUAGUAGUGUCCCCAGGUGUAGCAGGGAGGACACCCCGCCGGGUCGGCAGGGAGGACACCCCGCCGGGUCGGGCGAGGCGGACGAGCCGUGGAUCAUGACGGUGCGCGGCGGCGCGGCCGCGCGAGCCAUCCAGCACCCCGACCUCGACAACAAGCGCCGCCUCACCGCCAUCGACAGCAGAGAGAACGCGAUCCCGGCGCCCGCGGUGGCGGCGGCGCCCAAGCAGAACGGCGCGCCGCCCGCGCGCGAGGACGACGCCAAGCCGCACAACAACAACUCCGUCGACAAGCAGCCGCCGCGACAGUCUCCAGUAGCCGUGGCUGUGACGGAGCCGCGAGCGGCCAAGGAGCGUGAACGUAGCGACCGAGACCGCGACCGCGGUGACCGCAACGACCGCAACGACCGCAAUGACCGCAAUGACCGGGACCGCGACCGCGACCGUCCCGAGCGCCAGGACCACGAGCCCGCGCAGCGCGACCAUCUAGCCUAUAACAAAGUUGCUUUGGACCACAGAGGAGCGAAUAGCGAGGAAAAAGUCAAAAAGCAUCAGGCAUAUUUGCACCAACUUAUUUACCCGCUACUAAACGAGCUAUCGCGGAAGCACGGCGCGGGCAGCGCGGCGGCCAUCGAGGAGCUGCGCCGCGCCUUCGAGCAGGCCGAGCGCGGCGCGCCGCACCUCACGCGCGCCUUCGUGCAGCAGGUUGUGCAGAGGGUGGCCACGCAGACGCACGCGCCCGCGCCGUCGCACCACAACACGCAGCAGUGGAUGAGGGAUCUAUAAUAUUCCGCCGGGGCCGGAGCCGCGCCGGCGCCCCCGCGCCUGGACAAGCCUUCGUCUCCCGCCGAGCCGGCGCCUGCCCGCGGCGCCCGAGGGGCCUCACCAACUCGCAAUGCCAUACUCGAUGUUCACCCCGGACGCUCCCGGCCGUACAUAUUUUAUAUUGCGUUAUUCAUGUAAAUAGCGAGUUUCGUCUCCUCCCGUUUGUGUGCGGUGGGCGGAGUCCGGGCGCGGUGUCGGCGGUGCCGAAGUCGACUUCGGUUCGUGGUUCGCGUCCUAGUGAAAGUGUUCCCUAUUUAUAUUGUAUCGUCACCGUUUUCUUUGUUAGUCGUAAAAGUUAGGGCGCACGUUUUGGUUGUCGCGGUUCGUUUGUGUGGUGGCUAGUAUAAUUUGCGCGGCCGGCCGUCGGAUGCCCGCGUUAGUUUGGUGUUGAAGCUUUUGACUUGUAGAUAUUCGCGGGGAGCCGAUUCGACACACUUCGCCAAUAUUUUGCCAUAAUUUUCUAAAUUUAAUAUAUUUUUUACUAACGCGAGUCGAUUUUUGUGGAGUCCGAUUUGAGUGAUCGGUCGUCAAAAUUCUAACAUAUUUAUAUACGCUUUAGGAGUAAUGUUUUAAAUCUUGGUGUAGAACAUUUCCUUAGUGUCAUUCCAGACAAAAGACAAUGUUGUCAGCAUUUAUAGUUUACGUUUGGGCUCGCGGUUCGAGUCCGAUUCUUCCCGUGUACUCGAUGCGACUCAUCCUUUUCUCGAAAACGUUUAUUAAAAUUCGGUAGUUUAGUUUCGAAAGGUAGUUUUAGUUGUGUACUCGGUUACUUAACGUUUUGGGAUAAAAUAGUGACUAAUAUGGUGUUCAAAAAGUGCGCGGAACCUCUCUCGCGGCCACAAGGCGACGGCACGGCGUCGAGAGACGAGUAUUUUGUGGAAAUAAAAGUAUUCAGACACCAAUGACCAUGCGGUGUCGACAUAAAAAUGUAAAAAAAAUGCUUAAUAUGCGACAAUAUUUAGCGAUCGGGAGUAAAUAGAAUAUAUAAUGAAGACUACAAAACAAUUAUUAUCGCUGUGUAAAAAUGUAAACCUACGAAUAAUGUGUAAAUUGUGUAGUAUAAUAUAAAGAAAGCUGUUUUAUGAAGUGUUCUUAUAAGCGUACGGAGAGUAGUUAAUGUCUUUCCAAUGACUACUGCGGGCGGCGGCGCGGUCCGGGGCCGCGCGGUGUCCAUAUACUCUGGCAAGGCAACUUAGUCAAUAGAAAAAAGGACAAAAUUCUAAAUUUGUAUGUGAGAUCGAUCUAUCGUGCCUACAUUUUUUAAAUUGAUAAUGUUGGCUUGCUCUAGUAUAUAUAUAUACUAUACAAGCCACAUGUGUUGCAGACCACAUACGGGUCCCGGUCCGGACCCGCGCAGCCGCCGAGCGUCGCGUUGUAUAAUUUUGUUUUGCCAUGUGAGUACGAGACGAACAUGGAUCGCGUUGAUUUCUACGACGGAGGAUCAAAAAUUAUUUUUCCACUUGAUUGUAUAAUGGUAAAGCGUGUAGUGUUAGAGUUGGGCGAUAAUUGUUGAUUAUUGAUUAAAUUAGAUGUUCGUGGCAUUGGAUCGUAGUACUGACGCGGCUGACAUCUCUAGGAGGGGAGGCGAGCACGCUUAGCGAACACGGGCGAGUUGGCUCGGGCGAACCAAAUAAAUGCACUUACACAUAUUCCGUACUCCGAGAUCACAUUACAGUGCUUCGACGGAGAACUCAACUCGCCCGCGAACAACCAAUGGAAAUACACUGCAUGCGCUCCGUUUCAUGAAAGAUUCUAACCUUGAUUAUGGGCGGAAACCUCUUUUUAACUCCUUUUAUUAGAAAUGGAGCUCCGUUUGUGUAACGAUCUUUCAUGAAACGAGGAUUGUAGUCUCGUUACAGAGUCGCUAAAGCCUCACCCGGCCCCGAAGCCGUUAAAGGAAUGUAGUUAUUGUUAAAAGGUUGCAGAAAGCUAAGAUCGCGUUCGGUUCAUGGGUAUUUGUGAUCAUUAUUGCAUAGUUAAUAAAAUAAAAUCUACAUUAUUAUAGUAUUAUGAAAAUUCUGUAAUAAAACCGGUAGUAUUUAACUGUGUAGUCGCGCCGCGUCGCGCGGCCUCCCACAUGUGUAACCUUUAGAAUGUGCAGGAAUGUUUCGCAUCUUUCAGUUAUUUUAUUAAGUAACUCGUUAAUUACGAGGUUGAAAAUGAAAUAGUCCGCAGCCGGGCUGUUACAUAUAUUUAUCGAGCACAUCUCCAGUAUAAAUGUUGACUUCCGACUACGAUUAGUUGUAACGAAGUUGGAAGUGAAGUGCACUGGCUGCGCAGUCCGCGCGGCGCGCGCCCACUCGCACCGAGUCCCGCGCCGGUACCAUUAGUGUAAUGGUCAAUUAAUGUUACUGCGCCUGUCAUUCUAACACGUUUAUGUAGGAAACAAAUUUGACUCUGAAAAUAAAAGAAGUUAUUUAAUUUUGGAA